This is a messenger RNA of Acanthaster planci (crown-of-thorns starfish), 6393 nucleotides long. Its product is annotated as cell division cycle and apoptosis regulator protein 1-like. NCBI's taxonomy places the organism in Eukaryota, Metazoa, Echinodermata, Asteroidea, Valvatida, Acanthasteridae. The record is from RefSeq and is a predicted model, not a curated record. Gene Ontology annotation, biological process: regulation of DNA-templated transcription. Gene Ontology annotation, cellular component: nucleus.
UUGUACAGACCGCCGACAUUCGUGACAAUGGCUUUUCCGCGAGUGGCAGAGGCACGAUGUGUCUAAUUCCAAACAAUAUUUUCGCUUUCUCGACGACAAAUCACCAUUCCAAGCGGUAGACUCUAUCACGAGCGAGUGCUUUUACUGCAGCAGGGAAAACUUCGGACAGUAAUGGUUGCCAUCUGAUCUGCCGUCUCUUGACUCCAUCAUCAGCACAGAAAGCAUGGCACAUUUUGGACCUACAGCUCGUAAGGACCCCCCCUGGUCUCAGCUGGGAGCCCCCGGCAUGGGCCAGGCGGUCAUGUCAGCCCAGGGACCAGCCCUCAUCAGCAACCCGCAGGCAGCAGCGCCGGCCGGUGUUUACAGCCAGCUCGGCGGGCCAGGGGUGCAGCAGAGCAUAUCACAGGCCAGCGCCUACCAGAUCCAACAGCAGCAACAACAACAGCAACAACAGCAGCAGCAGCAACAGCAACAACAGCAGCUGCUCGCCCAGCAGCAACAGAUCCAAGUCAACCAGAUGAACGCACUGCAGUCAAACAUGGCAGCCCCGGCCCUCGCCCAGAACUCCCAGGGAGCGGUGGGCGUGUCGGCCACCCAGUUGACGGUCAGCUACCCGGCGCCCCGCUCUGCCCAGGCUCCCCAGCCCAAGCAGCGGGUCUUCACGGGGACCGUCACCAAGAUGCACGACACAUUCGGCUUUGUUGAUGAGGACGUCUUCUUCCAAACGACGUCAGUGAAAGGCCCAAUGCCCAAGGUCUUGGAGAGAGUUUUAGUUGAAGCAACCUACAACCCUAACAUGCCCUUCAAAUGGAACGCCACCCGGAUUCAAGUCCUGCCCAGUCAGCAGCAACAACAGCAACAGCAGCAGAGCGUGCCCCUCCUGAAGGCACCCCCGGGUCAAGGUUUGAUGGGCCAGGCGCCCCCCGCAGUCAUGGGAAUGCAAGCCCAGGUCAACCUAGCCCAGCAGGCCCAAGGGAUGACCCCCGUCAUAGCCCCCUCCGGUCCCGGUGGACCGGGUCUACUGGCCCAUCCCCAGGGCCCGCCCAUCCAAGUUCAGCGUCGCCCGGAACCGGUCCGUGCCGAGCCCCUGCGCUCCUCCUACGACCAGCGCGAGCGGGAACGCGAGGCCCGCCGUCGCGAGCGGGAGCAGGAACGGGAACGCGACCGGGAGCGCGAGAGGGAGCGGGAACGCGACCGGGAACGCGAGCGGGAGCGAGAACGGGAGCGGGAGCGCGACCGUGACCGGCGGCGUCAGGAGCGGGAGAAGUCGCCGCCUGUGCGCCACCGCUCCUACUCCCCACGCCGGUCGCCUAAGAGGACCCGCCGCCCAGCCCCUCGCUACGUGGUGCAGAUUGCCAAGCACUCGCUGGACGUGUACCAGUCCAAUGUGAUUGAGCUGCGCAGACGGUACAGCAACAUGUACAUCCCCAGCGACUUCUUCCGCUCCACCUUCACCUGGCAAGAUGGCUUCCCCCUCUCCCGCCCCCUGGGCAUCGGCAGCAGCUGUGCCUUCCACGUCAUGAGCAAGGACGUGGAGCCCCUUGAGAAGAAUGACGCGGUGCUGGAGCCGCCCGAUGCCAACUACAAGUACUCCGCAAAGGUGAUGCUCAUGGCCUCCUCCUCGCUAGAGGACUUCUACGAGCAGUGCUGCUCUCGGCCCCAGGACCUCAGCGAGGUGCGGGAGAACUUCCAGCACCCCACCCGCCUCAUCAACUUCCUGGUGGGCCAGAAAGGCAAGAAUGAGGCCAUGGCCAUCGGCGGGCCCUGGUCCCCCUCGCUGGACGGCGCCGACCCGGUCAAUGAUGACACCGUGCUGAUCAAGACAGCAAUCCGUACCACCAAGGCGCUGACGGGGAUUGACCUGAGCGAAUGCCUACACUGGUACCGCUUUCUCGAGCUCCAUUAUCACCGACCGGAGCGGAUCUCCAAGUCCCAGCUAGUGCCCGCCAGUGUUGAAACUGUGGUUAUUUUCGUUCCGGAUGUAUGGCAUCUUUUACCCACCAGGGCGGAGUACGAGGGGCUAGGCGCCCGCUACAAGAAGCGACUGGAGGAGAGGCUAGCAACGCAGGAGCGCCAGCCCGCAGGCAAAUCCUCCAGCACUGGAGGGGACAUGGCCGGCGACACACAGGAGGACGAAGACGGAUCGGAAUCUUCGGUUAACAUGACCCCAACACAUCACCGUCUGCUCGACCCUAAAACUAUGAAGGUGAACGACCUGCGGCACGAGCUUGAGUGCCGCGGCCUGAACUCCAAGGGCCUGAAGUCACAGCUGAUUGCCCGCCUCACUAAGGCCCUCAAGACAGAGGCGGAGAAGGAGGAGGAGGAAGGGGGCGAGGGGGGCUCGGAGGGCCCCUCGGGGACCGAGAAGGAGGAGCCGUCAGGCAAGGAGAGAGAUGCCAAAGAGGACGACGAGAUGGAGACGGACCAACAGAAGGAGGACAAGCGAAAGCUAAGCGACGAGAAGCUGCGGCGGGACCUGGAGCGCAAGACCACCCUGCCGGACGGCCCCGCCAUCGUGGUCCACCCGUCGCCCACCGCCAAGAGUGGCCGCUUUGACUGCAGCGUGGUCUGCCUGAGCGUGCUGCUGGACUACCGGAUCGAGGACAACAAGGAACACUCCUUCGAGGUGUCGCUGUUCGCCGAACUGUUUAAUGAAAUGCUUCAAAGAGACUUUGCUUUCAACAUCUACAAGGCGCUCUAUCGAGCACCGGAGAGGAAAGACAAGGAUAAGGACAGAAAGGACAAGGACGAGCCCAAGGCCAAGAAACGGAAGACGUCCGACGAGAAAGGAGAGAAGGAUCGCGACGACAGAAAAGACAGAGAUGUAGACAAGGAUGAUGAGAGGAUGGAGGAUGACGACGAUGCGGGAGACGACGAUGAUGAAGAUGGAAGAAGCGACGCGGAUGAUGACGACGACACCGAUGACAGGCGGCGACCAGACGACCGGAAGCGCGACAGCCGGAAGAAGCCGCGACGGGCCAAACUGGAGACGGUGGACCCCACCCUGCUCCUGUCCUGCGUCUACUUUGACCAGAAUCACACCAACUACCUGGUGGACCGAGACGUGGAGGAGAUCAUUCACAGCAUCGGCCUGCAUCUCUCCCGAUCACAGGUGCGAAAGAUCGUUCAGAAAGUCGUCUCCCGAGACGCCAUGUCCAGGGAAAUCUUCAGCUACCGCAAACUGACCGACCGGUCCAAGGAGGACAGCGAGGGAGGCAAGACUGAGCAGCAGGUCAACGGCAUGGCGACAGACGCAGAGUUAGCCAAAGGUAACUACGAGCUUCUGAAGGGGGAUGCUUCGGCAUCCUCAAAGGCCAAGUCAGAAGAGGCCGAGACAGAGAAGGGUCUGAUCACCUUCCAGGGCAGCAUCAUCGACGUCCGUAACCUCCUGCAGAAGGUAGAGAAGAGCAACCAGGAUCGCCUGACGGCCGAGCGCAAGAUUGAGGAGAUGGAGUUUAUCGUUGAUAAUCUCCGCUCCAAUGCCACCUCCUCAGAGGCCAACGCCCGGGGGAUGGUGGCCAACCUGGACGACAUCCGCAAGCGGCUCUACACAACGGAGAAGCAGCUCAAGGCAGCCGAGCGGCAGGCCCAGACCUACCGGGAGGCCAUCCUGGCCUCCAAGAAAUCGCUGGGCCAGGCGACGGCCAAGCUAGAGGAGGCCUUGACAGAGAAGAAGGCCGACGGCGACAAGGAGGCGAAGGCCAAAAUGGAGGCCAAGAAAGAAGAGGAGGAACCGCCGAAGGAAAAGGAGGCCAAACCGAUCAUCAAAGAGGAGAAAUAAUCGACGCCGUUUUUUAGCAAGGUUUUUAGCAACACCAACCUUGUCCCCUACCUGUUUCAAAUUCCGAGAUACUUCAGAUUUUAUUGUGUGCAUUUUGUGAAAGGUCCUUUUGGAAUUGGAGAUGGGUGUCCUUGCUUGGCAAGAGAGUUAAACAUGGCACUUUUUUUAGGUCUCACGAGUGUCAUGCUGCUGUCUUUUGCGGGGGGUCUGCAAGUAAGCUAUGGCAUUUUCGGUUUUGAAACGUUACGAUGAUGUUAACAUUUCUACCGUGCAUUUUCCGAGGAAAUUUUCAUCAGAUGUAUCCAGUUUUCUGACGUACCCAGUUGCCAGCCAUUGAGUUUGGAUGGAUUAGAGUUGAUACACUUGCUGACUAUUGAACCGUGGUUCUCGGCUUUAUCCCAAAAAUCGCGGCUUGCGGCUACUUGCCGUAGGUGUGUGUGUUACCGUAAUCCUCCAGCCAGUUUAUUUGUGGUUACACUCACAAAAGUCUGAGUUCAGGGGUGUGCAUUUUUUCGUCUGCCUGAGUCCACUUUACAUUCACACGCGUGUGCACCCACGCACGCCACGCCAGAGUUGGACAAGCCCGAUUCAACCACUCAUCCAGAGUGUCUCCGUCAAACUCUCAACUAGAAUGCGGACACCGUGACCUCUGACGCGGCUGUAUCAUUUUCACAGGAACAAAAAAAGGUGACUUCGUCCACAGCGUAGCAAUGUAAGCUACCUCUCCUCCAGUUUGUAUCAUUCAAUCUUGAUGUUUUCAACUGACCACCAUUUUGUCCAAUCUGCGUUGGCGAUAUUUUCUGAAUUAUCAAUGAUCUACAUAGAUAUAUUGAGUAGCUACCUAGAUAUGCUUAUAUCGGCUAUUUGUUAUAUUGUGGAGUUUAUGUUUGAUUACACUUCAACUCACUGGUAUGAAAUAAUAUGCCACAGAAAGAUGAGCGUACACAGGCAAAACGAUUCAAAAGAAUUAUUUCAUUUGUUUCAUUGUUUCAUAACUAAUUUUUUUGCAGUACUCCAAAGCCAAUUUUUCCUAUUUGAAAAUUGCAGUCUUUUCACAGCUUUGGGGGCGAAAUGCCACUAAUGCAAAACUGAAAGGAUUUUUAAAAUAUGUACAUUAUAUUAAAUCUGUUGUGUUGUUGAUGCGUUUGAUGGAGUGUGCAUUUUUUUUUUAACGAAACCUAAACAGCACCGACCAAAAAUUUUUCGGGUUUACAAAAUGUACAAGCUGAGUGUACUCCAUAGCUUUCUUGUAUAGCACUUUUAUCUGUACAGUUCGUCACCGUUUUCAGGAAGAGCCACUCAUGGCGAAAAUGGCAUCCCCCCCCAAUUUUUGGUAAUUUUUUGUUCUAAGACAUAGCGGACUGUUUUGACAUGUUUCCUUGAGCAAAACAUCAUUCAUGUCAAAAUGGCAUUGAUGUUGUCGGGGGCCAAAACCUCGAAGGUUAAGAGAGACAAAACUGACUGCCCCGCGUACCUGUACAAAACCUAGUGACUGGAAAGGUCGAAAAGUAAGUCAACUGAGCAUCUCAUGUUCACCAAGAGACAAACAUCUUUGUUACAUUCAAAGCGGUGCACACAUAAACAUGCGUGCCACUUCCCUAUGGAAAAAGACGGUGAACAGUAGGGCGAAAAUGUUGGAUGACGUCGGUUUUCGAUUUCACGAAUGGACACAUGCCUUUGCUAAUUGAUUUUGGCUUAGGCAAACGUUUCUCUCGAAUCAUUUGAAGGGUUUUCUACAGCAUAAGCUUAUUUCGUGAUAAUGUAGUAUAUUUUGUAGUUUUAAAACAGGAGAAACUUCUGCCGAUUAUCUGAAAAACCAGUGUUUCUUCUAAACCUAUGGGGCCUCUUGAAAACGGUGACAAAGUAUGUGCCUAUGUUAGGUACAUUUAUUGUCUUCUGCGUAGCCGAGCGGCUGCUUCGACACGUGUAUGGAUGGACGUUCGUAUUUGUGUGGUCUCCACUUUUUGCUAUCAUGUUUUUGUAUUACAUGUACACCCAUUUAUUCCACCGGAUACCUCAAAAAGUGUAUGGUGCAGGUGCGUUGAAGGUAGUCUGGGGGUCGUUUAAACUGGCUCCCGUGGAGGGAGUAUGUUCCUGUCGACAGUGCAUGGGUUCCCAACGGGAGACUUUGAGAUGCUGGUGGCACCAGACAUACCGGUCCUUUCCUCAACUGUGCACUCAUGCUCAAAACAACGCCAGCAUGUUCAAAACUGGUAAAAAGACUGAUAUGUCUGUCGCCUCCAAGCGUCUCCCAUUGGUGCUCUCGUUCGCGUGAUGGGGACCCAGACAAAUCUCUUGUGCUAAAUUCUUUGUUUUUUUUUUACGUGAAUUGAAAGCUGUCGGAAUGUCUUGACACAACUUGUAUGGAGCAUGAAAUUGUAGAGAAUGGUCAAAGGACAAAUUGACUUGGAUGCUUAAGUUUGCCCUACGCCUACUUAAAAAAUAAGCAGGCUAGACUGUAGACCAAUCAGGCAAGGGACCUUUUGGUAUAAGGUAAUCAUUUUUCUAACAGUAUAAAUAUAAAUUGUAGCAUUAAACAUUGUUGAAAAUUCUCUAUAGAGUUCUGAGCAAAUUAAAGUCUCGUCCUUGUUUCGUUUUAACAUCGAAAUGCA